ACCGCGACGCGCAUGCUGGCACCACGGAAGAAGCUGCAUUCGACGCCGCUGGGAGUGAUCCAGCAAGCAUUUGCGCUGGCGCAGGUGAACUCCAGCGAUGUCGUGUGUGAUGUGGGAUGCGGCGAUGGUCGUGUGCUGCUGUAUGCUGCCAGCACGUUGCACGUCGCCCGGUGUGUAGGCAUGGAGAUCGACCCCGAUCGGGUCCGUCAAAUCGAAGCCGAGGCGAAGCGCCUCCGGGUUGACGGCAUCGUGACGAUUCGAUGCGGCAAUGCGCUCGAGAUGGAAGUGGACGACGACGUGACCGUGAUCUUCCUCUUCCUCAUCGAGCGCGGGUUGCGCCACGUGUUUCGGCAGUUGCUCGAGUCCACGUCUCCCGUCCGCCACAAGGAGCUGCGCAUCCUCACCCACUUCUGCCAUAUGGACGACGACGCAGGCGGCACGCGCGCCGACGCUGCGUUCCCCAUCUACUUCUACAAGCUGCCUCCGCUCGUUCCGUCGUCGUCAAAGUUCACUUAGACUAAUUUCGGAAGCGACUCGGUCGCCUUCAACUUGAACGACGCGUGAUCGUCGCUUUGCUUCGUCGCCA
Aphanomyces invadans is the source of this 586-nucleotide messenger RNA. RefSeq lists its product as hypothetical. The record is from RefSeq and is a predicted model, not a curated record. Lineage: Eukaryota; Oomycota; Saprolegniomycetes; Saprolegniales; Verrucalvaceae. Gene Ontology annotation, cellular component: mitochondrion. Gene Ontology annotation, biological process: peptidyl-lysine trimethylation; regulation of mitochondrial ATP synthesis coupled proton transport; positive regulation of proton-transporting ATP synthase activity, rotational mechanism. The transcript is spliced from 2 exons. Gene Ontology annotation, molecular function: protein-lysine N-methyltransferase activity. The coding region runs from base 13 to 516 and encodes 167 amino acids.